Molecule: messenger RNA, 3315 nt
Organism: Dipodomys ordii (Ord's kangaroo rat)
Lineage: Eukaryota; Metazoa; Chordata; Mammalia; Rodentia; Heteromyidae
Gene: Cdh4
Product: cadherin 4, type 1, R-cadherin (retinal)
Exons: 21
Coding region: 1-3315 (1104 amino acids)
Biological process (GO): homophilic cell-cell adhesion; calcium-dependent cell-cell adhesion; cell morphogenesis
Cellular component (GO): adherens junction; plasma membrane; catenin complex
Molecular function (GO): calcium ion binding; cadherin binding
Source: RefSeq, a predicted model, not a curated record
AUGCCCACCAAGAGGCUGGGUGGAAAGCAGCACCGGCAGCUGCCGAAGGGCCCGCCAGGGAAAAGCUCCUACAACCCCACAGUCCCAACAGGAAACAGCACCUACUACCACACGACCCAGACACAGAAGAGCACCUACUACAUCACCAUCCAGACACCGAACAGCGCCAAGCAGUGUGAAAGGAUUCUUGGUGUGACCGAAGGUUCCUGGGGUGAAGACAUGUUUGUGACCCAAGAUGUGGUCUGGCCGGGGAACCUGGGAGGUCUGGAACGAUCGGGCACUGCCCUGCCUGCCUGUCACCAGACAGCACUCACUGCCGGGCGCAUUGCCGGCUGCACGCCUGUGCCAGGAGCCCACAGAGACGAGAAGGCACCGCUGGCACGCGACCCCAUCUUGCUUCACUCCUGCCGACAAGAGCAUGUGCAGAUAAAUGCCCCACGGAGAGGGGCAGUAGACAGGGAAUGGCUGCCCUGGAUGGAAGGAUGUCACAUGGUUGGAACCAUGCAGUAUGCAGCCUUUUUAAUUGUCUUCUUUCACUUAGAUAUGACAAUGCCAGCUUCCUUCCAUGUCUUCUCCCUACCUGUUGCCCAAUAUGCCUCUGUAUGGGCCUACCUCUACUGGAUCUGUACCUGUGGUGGAGCCUCUGCUUCCUGCCUCAGUCAACGCAGACGGAUCGACGGUGAGCUUGGGGUGACUGCCCACGAUGCAGAUCUUACGGCCAGAGAGACUUGCAAGGCUGGCUUCUCAGAAGAAGACUACACCGCUUUGAUCUCGCCCAACGUUCUAGAAGGAGAGAAGCUACUCAAAGUUGAGUUCAGCAGCUGUUUGGGGACCAAGGGCACCCAAUAUGAGACCAACAGCCUGGACUUCAAGGUGGGGACGGACGGGACGGUCUUCGCCACCCGCGAGCUGCAGAUCCCGUCGGAACAGGUGGCGUUCACGGUGACGGCACGGGACCGCCAGACAGCCGAGCAGUGGGACGCCCUGGUGCGGCUGCUGGUGGCCCAGACCACGGCCCCGCACUCCGGACACAGGAAAGGGCAGACGAGCGUGGUUCUGGCCCCCUCUCAGCCCCCUCGGGACAUGCUGCUGCCGUGGGCCCAGCCCCAGAGCUCCAGAGGCCUGAGGCGGCAGAAGCGGGACUGGGUCAUCCCCCCCAUCAACGUGCCGGAGAACUCGCGAGGUCCCUUCCCGCAGCAGCUUGUGAGGAUCCGGUCCGACAAAGACAAUGACAUCCCCAUCCGGUACAGCAUCACAGGCGUGGGCGCCGACCAGCCCCCCAUGGAGGUGUUCAGCAUCGACUCCAUGUCGGGCCGGAUGUACGUCACGAGGCCCAUGGACCGGGAGGAGCGGGCCUCCUACCAUCUCCGAGCCCACGCUGUGGACAUGAAUGGCAACAAGGUGGAGAACCCCAUCGACCUGUACAUCUACGUCAUCGACAUGAAUGACAACCGGCCGGACUUCCUCAACCAGGUCUACAACGGCUCCGUGGACGAGGGCUCCAAGCCAGGCACCUACGUGAUGACCGUCACCGCCAACGACGCAGACGACGCCACCACAGCCAACGGGAUGGUGCGCUAUAGGAUCGUGACCCAGACGCCACAGAGCCCGUCUCAGAACAUGUUCACCAUCAACAGCGAGACCGGGGACAUCGUGACAGUUGCGGCCGGCCUGGAUCGCGAGAAAGUCCAGCAGUACACAGUCAUUGUCCAGGCCACAGACAUGGAAGGGAAUCUCAACUAUGGCCUCUCAAACACAGCCACAGCCAUCAUCACAGUGACAGACGUGAACGACAACCCGCCAGAAUUCACCACCAGCACGUUUUCCGGAGAAGUCCCGGAAAACCGGGUGGAGACGGUGGUGGCCAACCUCACCGUGAUGGACCGAGACCAGCCCCACUCACCCAACUGGAACGCGGUGUACCGCAUCAUCAGCGGGGACCCCUCAGGACACUUCAGCGUGCGCACCGACCCCGUCACCAACGAGGGCCUGGUCACCGUGGUGAAGGUGGGUGAGCUGGAGCCAGGAACGCGCUACCUGCACUUGCCGUUCCUCAGCCUCCGUGGGCGCUGGGCCCAGCCCCAGCCGGCGCGUCACGAGCGCCGUGAGGAGCGAGCAACAUUCCCGCUGCCACCAGAGGGGCCCGGUGAUGGCAACGCCCCGAAGCAGCAUCACACGGAGAGACAGCGUGCGUACUCAAAGCUGGCCGACCCCGCGAGCUGGCUGCGCAUCAACACCACCAACGGGCAGAUCACCACUGCAGCUGUCCUGGACCGCGAGUCCCUCUACACCAAGAACAACGUCUACGAGGCCACCUUCCUGGCAGCCGACAAUGGCAUCCCCCCGGCCAGCGGCACCGGGACCCUGCAGAUCUACCUCAUCGACAUCAACGACAACGCCCCUGAACUGCUGCCCAAGGAGGCACAGAUCUGCGAGAAGCCGGGCCUCAACGCUAUCAACAUCACCGCUGCCGACGCCGACGUGGACCCCAACAUCGGCCCCUAUGUCUUCGAGCUGCCCUUCGUCCCGGCUGCUGUGCGGAAGAACUGGACCAUCACCCGCCUGAAUGGCGACUAUGCCCAGCUCAGCCUGCGCAUCCUGUACCUGGAGGCAGGGGUGUAUGACGUCCCUGUCAUCGUCACCGACUCCGGGAACCCUCCCCUGUCCAACACGUCGGUCAUCAAGGUCAAGGUCUGCCCUUGUGACGAGCACGGAGACUGCACCACGGUUGGCGCGGUGGCCGCGGCCGGCCUGGGCACGGGCGCCAUCGUGGCCAUCCUCAUCUGCAUCGUCAUCCUGCUGACCAUGGUCCUGCUGUUUGUGGUGUGGAUGAAGCGGCGGGAGAAGGAACGGCACACGAAGCAGCUGCUCAUUGACCCCGAGGACGAUGUGCGGGACAACAUCCUCAAAUACGACGAGGAGGGCGGCGGCGAGGAGGACCAGGACUAUGAUCUCAGCCAGCUGCAGCAGCCGGAAGCAAUGGAGCACGUGCUGAGCAAGGCCCCAGGGGUGCGGCGUGUGGAUGAGCGGCCGGUGGGUGCCGAGCCCCAGUACCCAGUCAGGCCUGUGGUGCCCCACCCGGGGGACAUCGGUGACUUCAUCAAUGAGGGACUGCGAGCCGCUGACAACGACCCCACGGCGCCUCCUUACGACUCCCUGUUGGUCUUCGACUAUGAGGGGAGCGGCUCCACCGCGGGCUCCGUGAGCUCCCUGAACUCGUCCAGCUCCGGAGACCAAGACUACGACUACCUGAACGACUGGGGACCCCGGUUCAAGAAGCUGGCGGACAUGUACGGAGGGGGCGAAGAGGACUAG